AUGGGUAGCCCUUUGGCUCCCAUUUUGGCCAAUUUGUUUAUGAAUGAAUUAGAGAAAGAAAUUGAUAAGUAUACGGGUAAAAAACCUGAAAUUUACCUACGUUACGUUGACGAUAUCUUUUCUAUUAUUCAUGGCACUCAAAAAGAUAUUGCCAAGUUUGUAAAAUUUAUGAAUAAAUUAGAUCCAUCUAUUAAAUUUACAGUUGAAGUUCAAAAUAGCAAUAAACUACCGUUUCUGGAUGCUUUACAAAGACGAAAAGUUGGUUAUACAUACGAUAUUAGUACGUCAAGUCAAAAUUAUUACAAAAAUCGUUAUAAAGACGUCUUACCAUACGAUCAAACACGUGUAAUACUUAAAAAUUGCAAUGAUACAGAUUAUAUUAAUGCAAGUUUCAUAAAUAUGCCGAUUACAACAACUGAUGUGGUUAAUCGUUAUAUAGCAACUCAAGGUCCAUUGCCAAGCACAUGUGAAGCAUUUUGGAAAAUGAUUUGGCAAGAAAAUUGUUCAUUAUUAAUUAUGUUGACAACAUUAUACGAAAGUGGCCGUGUAAAAUGUCAUCAAUAUUGGCCAAAUAUUAAUGAAAUAAUUGAUUAUGGUACAUUUACAAUUAAAUGUCGGCGAGAAACAAAAGAAAAUUUAUUACUAUACAGAGAAUUUACAUUUAUACAUAAAAAAUUCAAUGAGGAACGUACAAUAUUUCAAAUACAAUUUGAAACAUGGGCCGAUCAUGGUAUUCCAUCGGAUUAUUCAACAUUUAUUGAUUUAGUAUUUCAAAUACGUGACCUUCGACGAAACAAACAAGUACCAGUUUUAGUUCAUUGUAGCGCUGGUAUUGGAAGAACAGGAGUUUUGAUUCUAAUGGAGACGGCUUUAUGUUUCAUUGAGAGUGGCCAGCCUAUAUUUCCAAUUGAUAUUGUUAAACAAAUGAGAGAUCAACGAAUGGGAAUGAUUCAAACUACUAGUCAGUUUCAAUUUGUUUGUAAUGCAGUAUUGUACGCAUACGAAAAUGGACUUGUAAACGUUUGUAGUUGA
Messenger RNA from Didymodactylos carnosus, 1032 nucleotides. NCBI's taxonomy places the organism in Eukaryota, Metazoa, Rotifera, Eurotatoria, Philodinida, Philodinidae. The record is from the annotation of a GenBank genome assembly.